This is a messenger RNA of Salvia miltiorrhiza (redroot sage), 724 nucleotides long. RefSeq names its product cysteine proteinase inhibitor 5-like. The transcript has a single exon. Bases 47 to 418 code for a protein of 123 amino acids. Gene Ontology annotation, molecular function: cysteine-type endopeptidase inhibitor activity. Lineage: Eukaryota; Viridiplantae; Streptophyta; Magnoliopsida; Lamiales; Lamiaceae. The record is from RefSeq and is a predicted model, not a curated record.
CCAUAUACCAAAUCACAAUCUCCUUACUCUUACUGUGAAGAAAAACAUGGCAUCCAAAUCUGCUCAUAUUUUCUUCGCAAUUCUCUCAGUUGUGGCGGUGACGGUUCCCAUUGUCGCCGCUACUUCUCGAGGCUCGAAAGUGGGCGGUUGGCAGCCGAUCUCGAAUCCGAACGCUCCGGAGGUGGUUACAAUCGCGAAAUUCGCGGUGGCGGAACACAACAAGGAGAAGAAGGCAUCGUUGGAGUUGGUGUCUGUGUUGUCGGCAUCGUCGCAGGUGGUUUCUGGUACCAAUUACAGGCUGGUCAUCUCCGCCAUGGAUAACCACGCCGCCACCCCUUACAAAAGCUAUACCACCGUUGUUCAUUCCAGCCUCUUGCGAUCCCUAUCGCUCAUUUCCUUCCAACCAAAUGAAGACUAAUUUCUGAUACCCCGAUUACAACAAAUUAAAACUGUGUUUUCGUAUGAUUAAUUAAUUAUAAAAUUAAAUAGAAUUCACUCUGUUUUACCAUGCCAUGACAAUAGUCGUAUUACUUUUGUUAUCCAUACUAAAUAAAAAAGAAAUUUUAAUUGGCAACAAUGCGAUCACCGUACACAUGGUUUUUGCGACGAAAAGAGAUUAUUAUAGUUCAGCAGAUUGUUCUAUCUUUACAAUCAAACCCUAGCUAGUGCGAUCGUGGUGCUCCUCACAUAUUAUUUUAUUAUCUAAAAUAAUUAUUCUAUAGAA